AUGGCUACUAACAACGGGCCUACACAGGCUCCGAGGACGAAGCAACGACCUCCUCCUCCUCCCUUCUACCUCCCCCUGGACAUCACGCUCUGUCUUUGUCUCCUCUGCAAUGGUCUCGCCGCGCUGUUCUCUCCUAUUCAGGAUUGCGACGAGGUCUUCAAUUUCUGGGAACCCGCUCACUAUCUUGAACACGGAUAUGGCUUACAAACAUGGGAAUAUUCGCCUGUUUAUUCCAUCCGGAGCUGGCUCUACGUCUCCCUCCACGCGGCUGUGGGGAAGCUGGCAUCGCUAUUCGGCACCAGCAAAAUGAUUGAGUUCUACAUCAUCCGGUUAUUGCUUGCCUUUGUGUGCUCUGCUUGCCAGGUCCGGUUGUACUCCUCCAUUUGCCGGACGAUCAGCCCCCGCAUUGGACUGCUAUUCGUGAUGGUCCUCAUAUUCAGUCCUGGCAUGUUCCAUGCCUCAACCGCCUUUCUCCCGUCCACUUUCACCAUGUACACAUCAAUGCUUGGCAUGGCUGCGUUUUUGGACUGGAAGGGUGGUCAGAAAAUCGCACAGGGGAUCAUGUGGUUUGGUCUGGGGUCCAUUGUCGGGUGGCCAUUUGCGGGAGCUUUGAUCGUCCCACCUCUGACGGAGGAAUUGGCCCUUGCGUACUUGUCCGGGUCGAUUGUCUCUCUCACCGGUGCUGUUGUGGACGGCGUCGUGAGGUGUCUUUCUAUUCUGGCAGUCGAGGUAGCAGUGGACUAUGCUUUCUUCCAGAAGCUCACCUUGGUGCCCUGGAACAUCGUCAAGUACAAUGUCCUGGAAGGCAAGGACAAGGGACCCGAUAUCUUUGGCACCGAACCAUGGACAUUCUAUUUCAAGAACCUGGCGCUAAAUUUCAAUCUCUGGUUUGUCCUCGCCAUGUUGUCCUUGCCACUCCUGGUUCUUCAAACCGCCUUCAGAUUCCAGACAACAUCACUGCAGACAGUUCUGCGGACUAUCACCAUGAUUGCACCCUUCUACAUCUGGUUCGGCAUCUUCACGGAGCAGCCUCACAAGGAGGAGCGGUUCAUGUAUCCGGCAUAUCCCUUCUUGGCUCUCAAUGCCGCUGUCGCUUUCCAUAUGAUUCUCUCCUAUAUUGGGUCUAGUAACCGGCAAGAGUUCAUCGGUCGCAUCCCCGCAAGGUUAAAACUCCUCGGUGUCAUUUCAGUGCUUCUGGUUGCGCUCAAUGCCGGUAUGCUGCGCACUCUGGGCAUGGUGACCGCAUACCGCGCGCCACUGAAGGUGUUUGAGCCGCUCCAGCAACCCGACAUGGCGCAUACAGGAGAGAACGUGUGUUUCGGCAAGGAGUGGUACCGCUUCCCUUCAUCCUACUUCCUUCCACAUGAUAAGCGCGCCAAGUUUAUUCGCAGCGAGUUUCGCGGGUUACUGCCGGGUGAAUUCCCUGAAGCAUCCGACUAUCUUGGUCGUCUGGAAGGCGCUUCUCAGAUCCCGUCGGGGAUGAACGACUUGAAUCAAGAAGAUCCCAGCAAAUAUGUGGAUAUCUCUCAGUGCUCGUUCCUGGUCGACUCCUACUUCCCCGGCCGCGAAACGACCGAGCUGGAACCAGCGUAUGUGUUGGAUGAAGCCAACUGGGCGACUCUGAAGUGUGAGAGCUUUCUGGAUACAGCGCAGACAGGACUAUUGGGCCGGUUGAUGUGGAUUCCCGACCUGCCAUUCAUCCCGCAACCCCUGCAGCGGAAAUGGGGCCAAUACUGCCUUCUUCAACGCCGAGGGACAGAACAAUCUAUCUAA
Messenger RNA from Penicillium lagena, 1773 nucleotides. Its product is annotated as dolichyl-P-Man:Man(6)GlcNAc(2)-PP-dolichol alpha-1,2-mannosyltransferase. Gene Ontology annotation, biological process: protein N-linked glycosylation. The coding region runs from base 1 to 1773 and encodes 590 amino acids. Gene Ontology annotation, cellular component: endoplasmic reticulum membrane. NCBI's taxonomy places the organism in Eukaryota, Fungi, Ascomycota, Eurotiomycetes, Eurotiales, Aspergillaceae. The transcript is spliced from 4 exons. The record is from RefSeq and is a predicted model, not a curated record. Gene Ontology annotation, molecular function: alpha-1,2-mannosyltransferase activity.